AUGGCUAUAUUACCUGCCGUUCUGAACCUUAAUUCACGGCCUGAAGCUGCCGUUUUGAACCUUAAUUCACGGCCUGAAGCUGCCGUUUUGAACCUUAAUUCACGGCCAGAAGCUGCCGUUUUAAACCUUAAUUCACGACCUAAAGCUGCCGUUUUGAACCUUAAUUCACUGUCAGAAGCUGCCGUUUUAAGCCUUAAUUCACGGCCAGAAGCUGCCGUUUUGAACCUUAAUUCACGACCUAAAGCUGCCGUUUUGAACCUUAAUUCAAGCCCUGAAGCUGCCGUUUUGAACCUUAAUUCACGGCCAGAAGCUGCCGUUUUAAACAUUAAUUCACGGCCUAAAGCUGCCGUUUUGAACCUUAAUUCACGGCCAGAAGCUGCCGUUUUGAACCUUAAUUCACGGCCUAAAGCUGCCGUUUUGAACCUUAAUUCACGGCCUGAAGCUGAAGUAGAAGUAAAACUCCAGUCAAUAUUUUAUCUGUCUGAACGUUGGUGUGCAUAG
Limulus polyphemus (Atlantic horseshoe crab) is the source of this 501-nucleotide messenger RNA. RefSeq lists its product as uncharacterized. The coding region runs from base 1 to 501 and encodes 166 amino acids. The record is from RefSeq and is a predicted model, not a curated record. The transcript has 2 exons. Lineage: Eukaryota; Metazoa; Arthropoda; Merostomata; Xiphosura; Limulidae.